This is a messenger RNA of Mytilus trossulus (common blue mussel), 3752 nucleotides long. Its product is annotated as disintegrin and metalloproteinase domain-containing protein 10-like. Gene Ontology annotation, molecular function: metalloendopeptidase activity. The transcript is spliced from 14 exons. Gene Ontology annotation, biological process: Notch signaling pathway; membrane protein ectodomain proteolysis. Bases 673 to 2829 code for a protein of 718 amino acids. Lineage: Eukaryota; Metazoa; Mollusca; Bivalvia; Mytilida; Mytilidae. The record is from RefSeq and is a predicted model, not a curated record. Gene Ontology annotation, cellular component: plasma membrane.
UUCUAAUCAUAGGUAGAUGCUUAUAUUGACAACAUCUAUAGAAUAAUAUUUAAAUUGUAAUGGAGUUUUACAUGUUUUAUGUAUCUAGUUACACAUUGUAAUUAAAGUAUGACAAUAUGCAUAUUGGAUGAACAUGUUAUCUUUGCCUUAUGUCGGUCAGAGUUUUAUCAAAUAGAUCGUAAAUGUAAUAAAUGGAUUUAAGUUGACUUUGGGAAGAUAAAUAUAUAUAUGACAUAAUUCUAAGUGGCGAUGAAUAUUUGAAAAGACGAAUGCAAUUAAUAUUCUGAGUACCAUCGUUUCUGUUCAAUGUUAUGCAAUCAUAUUGAAGUGAAAAACUAGCAAUGACAAAUAGUCCGGACAAUAAAACAAAUUAAAACGAUAUAUUUUUAUUUCUUUGUUUUUGAGUUUGGAGUACUGCGAUAAGUAAAGUGCACUCAACAAGAAGUUCAAAUGAGCAAACUAAGACAUUUUCAAAAUAAAGCAGAAACCGAGCAUCCGUAACGUUUGUAUAAAACAAUGGUGAUCCGACACACUGGCUAAAACUUGACUUAUUGUGUUUGUACAAAUAUAACUAAUCUAAUAAGACAAUUAAUUAUGAUUAGCACAACGAAAUUGACAGAUGUUACCAGAAUUGUCUUUACAUGGUGUGUUAAAAAAUAUAAUCCUUAAAAAAUGGUGGACAUUGGACCAAUCUGCUUGCUGUUUAGUCACUUUCUGAUGCCACUGGUCUACGGACACCUGCACACGUCUAGUGUAUCAUAUUUAGAAGCCGUCCAUUAUGACAGAGAAUCACUCCAUCACCAACAUAGAACAAAGAGAUCUACUGAAGAACUGGUUCACCUUCAGUUUAAAGCUUUCUCAAGGAAAUGGUCAGUAAAACUGAGAAGAGAUGCCAGUAUAUUUCAUAACAAUAUAAUCAUAGAGAACAGUAAAGGUCCGGUGAUAUAUGACUUUGAUUCUACAUAUACAGGGAAGAUUGAAGGUGAAAAGUCACAUGUGUUUGGAACAGUAACGACAACUGGAUAUUUUGAAGGUCAAAUUCAGCUUCACAAUGACUCAUUUGUUAUUGAAAAAGCAUCUCGUCAUAAUAUUACAGAUGAAGACAUCCAUACAGUGAUUUAUAAUGUUAAAGAUGUCAAUAUUCCUAAAGAAUCACAUUUUUGUGGCUUGAAAAGAAAAAGUACGCAAGUGAAACCGGAUGUGAAAGAAAACAUAAAUACGCAUGACAGUAUGGAUGAUUUCAAACUUCGAUAUACAUCUGGAUUAACAGACAAUCAUAGAAGAUAUAGAAGAACAGUUGAUCCUAAGAAAAAGAUAUGUGAACUGUAUAUUCAAGUUGAUCAUACACUUUUCUUUAGAUAUAAUAACGUGACAGAUGACGUGAUAGCCAACAUUAACAACCACGUGAUGGCAGUUAAUACUAUUUUUAAUGCUGUUGAUUUUGACAGUGACACUUCACCAGACAGUAUAGGGUUUUCAAUUAAACGAAUAAAAAUUCAUGAUGAUCCUACUAUUGCCGGAUAUAAAUAUUCUGGUAAUCAUGGCGUGAAUUCAAUGCUCUUUCUCCAUUCAGAAGAAAACUAUGACCAGUUUUGCUUAUCUUACAUUUUUACCCAUAGAGAUUUCGAUAAUGGUAUUCUUGGUCUAGCUUGGACAGCAGAGCCAGGAACGUCUGGUGGACUCUGUUCGAGGUAUACGCUUUACACAGAUGGGCGUCUUAGUCUAAACACUGGUAUAGUGACAGAUCUUAAUUAUGGAAAUGAUGUUACUACAGCUGUUUCAUAUGUCACAUUUGCACAUGAGAUAGGUCAUAAUUUUGGAUCAUUGCAUGAUGAGUCCUCUAAUCUAACAUGUGCCCCUGGCGGGAGUAGUGGUAACUAUAUCAUGUUCGCCCAAGCUACUGCUGGAACUAAAUCUAAUAAUGUACUGUUCUCGUCAUGUAGUAUAUCUUCCAUGGCACCAAUGGUUGCAUCAAGAGGACGCGAUACAGCUAAUGGAUGUUUCGUGGAAUAUUCUUCAGCAACAUGUGGUAACAAAAUAGUAGAAGGUGACGAGAAAUGUGAUUGUGGCUGGGACGAUGAUUGUACUGAUCCUUGUUGUUAUCCUAUGUUGUCAGCCACUGGUUCGAACACAGCUAACGCCUGUCAGUAUAGAGCCGGGGCCACGUGUAGUCCGAGUGAAGGAGUGUGCUGUAAUCCAACAACUUGUUCUUAUUAUCCAUCAUCUCCCAAGCAAGUCUGUAGAACAAACUCUUCUUGUCUUGAUGAAGCAAUCUGCGAUGGUGGCCUGACCUGUCCAGAUUCCACAGAAUCAGCCAAUGGUACCGUUUGUGAUGAUAAAAAAGUUUGCUACUUUGGGCAAUGUUCAGGCCAGGUAUGUGAAGCUCAUGGAUAUCAACCAUGUCAGUGUGAACCCACAACAGCGGGUAACUGGAAAGACGAACUGCUGUGCUCGUUGUGUUGUACUGAUCCAGCUGACAACACUUGCAAAACUGCUGACCAACUUUCUAACAUUAAUGUAGCGUUUACUAAGGCUGUGCCAGGGACACCAUGUAAUAAAUUUCUCGGAUACUGUGAUGUUUUUCAUAUUUGUAGAGAGGUUGAUCCAUCAGGUCCUCUCAGUAAACUGAAGAAUUUCUUUCUGAACGGAGAAAUAAUCGAUAAAGUGAAGGAAUUUUUAACAGAGUACUGGUAUGUUGCAAUAGCAGGAGGUGUUGGACUCAUUAUACUACUUGUUAUGAUGAUAAAAUGCUGCUCAAAAAGUUCAAAGGGCAAAGUACAACCAGCACCACGACGUAUGUAUGUGGAACCAUCACGUACCCGAUAUUAACUGUAUUCCUUAACUGGUACCAUGCUGACAUGGUGCAUCUUUAACACAGUGCUAUAUGAUUGGACUAUUUGCUCAAUUACCGUCCAGGAGAUGUCUGUGAUACAAUAUGUUUUCUUAUUAACAUUUACAUGUUUGUGUGUACUAUUAGAAAUAUUAUAACUGAUAGAGAGAUUAUUUUGACGCUUCUGUAUUGGUUGAGCUAUAUAUUUCACAUGUAAAAUACGAAUUUUCAUUUCUUGUAUUAACUUUAUCGUUAUUUUGAUAAAAAAAAAUAUAGUUCUCAUUAAUAUUUAGCGAUACCAGGUGUGCCGACCGGUAAGAUUGUUUCUGCUGGUUUAACAUAUCAGUCAUAGAUAAUUUGUUAUGAUUUUUUCAUUUUUGAUGUCUACAUUCGGAAUCAGGUUUAAGAAAGACAUGGAAUAUACUGUUGGUUUUGUAUUUUGUUGUAUUUCACUUAACAUAUUAUAGCACAAUGCAAUUUCAAGCUAUUUAUUAUGAUACUUUAGUUAUCAAUGACGUAUGUAUUCAUUUACUUCGUGGUUUUAAAAAUUUAUUUAUUUAUUAAGUUUUUUUCUUUUUUGUUAACUAACAAAUUAUGCAUACAAGCGUUAAUUUUACUUGCGCUUUGUUAAUUGGUUAAAUUAUACCCACUUAAUACAGCACGUUGUAGUUUGUGAAUUGCCUAUUAGAAAAUUUGUGUAUAACAUGAUUUUGUCAUUAGUGGAGUAUAUACCUGUUUGAUGAUGCAUAGCGUUUCCAGAUAAAAGUUAUCAAAGGUACCAGGAUUAUAAUCUAGUACGCAAGACGCGCGUUUCGUAUAUACACGACUCGCUCAUGUCAAAAUAUUUAUAAAGCCAAACGUGUAUUUUAAAAUAACGCUCAUCUUAUCGAGGGGUCAUCAUUUGUGUCUCCAAUAUACUAAA